AUGGAAACAGUUCUUGGUCGUGGUUAUUCAAUAAGUGAAGAAUUUGGUAUAACAGAUUUUUAUUCACCACCAUCAAGUAUUAUUGAUAAAGAUGAAGAACUAGCAGAUGAUUUGUUUUAUCCUCAAGAAGAAAACAAUCAUAUUGAAUUGACUAAUAAUUUAACUCUUUCUUCUUCAUCUAUUAACCAAAUUAAUAAUACUAAUUCAAAAGAUUGGCUCAAACCAUUACCAUUAAAAUUAAUGUCUAUUGAAACAACAACACCACCACCAACACCUCUUAUGCCACGACGUUUACUCGAUCCUAUAAAUAAUACAACAACGGCUUUUCAAAAUAUGACAAUUAAUACUAAUCUAUCAAUAACACCAACAAAAAUUACGGAUAAAAAUACACCAAAUUGGCCAUUAAAUACAUCUUCAAUUAGUCCAUUAUUUCCAUGUACUAAAACUAAUACACCUAAAACAACAACAAAUAUGGAUCGUUAUCUUAUUGAACAUCGUCAUUUAUCCGAUUCAAUAUAUAAAUCAUCAACAACACUUGGUGCAACAUCAAAUACACAUCAAUCAAUAUCCGUUCAACAUACUGAAGUAAACAAUGAAGCAAGCCGUUUGUAUUCUUAUAUGGAUCAUGUCGAUGGAUUAUCAUCAAAUGUUCGAACAGUUUGUACAACAUCAUCGAAUUCUUGGUCAACUUUUGAUGAUAGACAUUCUAUGCCAUCUCAAAUAUCUAUUAAUAAAAAUUCAUAUGUACCACAAAUUAAUAUGAAACCUCCACCUUGUUUAAACAAUUCUUUAUUUCCUCAACGAAUGAAUUCACUUUUCCCAAAUUCGAAUAAUUCAUUUAGUCAUGCAUCAUCUUUUCAACAUCAACAAUAUCAAUCUCAUGAUCCAUGGUUUUUAUCUGAAAUGUCAACAAUAGUACAUCAAAAUCAACAAAAUACAAAUAUAUUAUUAAGUACAACAGCACAACAAAUUCUUGCUGCAAAUACAACGAAUAAUAAUCGUCCAUUACGUUCAGAAAAAAUCGAUAUGGAAAUAAUAAAACAUCUUAUUCAAGAAGCUAAUUGGAAACGACAAUGUGGAAUGAAAAAAGAGGUGUGUGUUUUUUGUCGAAAUAAUGGUGAAAAUGAACUUAUAUAUUCAAGUCAUUCAUUAAAAGAUUCAAUUGGCAAUGUAACAUGUCCAAUUUUACGUGCUUAUCAAUGUCCAAUUUGUGGAGCAACUGGUUCACAAGCUCAUACGAUAAAAUAUUGUCAAGCAACUGGUGAUGAUAAUAAUCGACAUGUACCUACACCAUACGAAAAAAUGCUUCGUAUGCAAACAUUUGGAUUUGAUGAUAAUAUAACAUCAUCAAUACCUGGACUUUUUAAUCAUAUAGGUAGUCCUACAUCGCUUUAUACAAAUGGUUGGUCUGAUAGUUAUUUAUGA
Molecule: messenger RNA, 1425 nt
Organism: Rotaria sordida
Lineage: Eukaryota; Metazoa; Rotifera; Eurotatoria; Philodinida; Philodinidae
Source: the annotation of a GenBank genome assembly